This is a messenger RNA of Anopheles funestus (African malaria mosquito), 2047 nucleotides long. RefSeq lists its product as uncharacterized. The transcript has 3 exons. The record is from RefSeq and is a predicted model, not a curated record. Lineage: Eukaryota; Metazoa; Arthropoda; Insecta; Diptera; Culicidae. Bases 191 to 1546 code for a protein of 451 amino acids. Gene Ontology annotation, molecular function: protein binding.
AAAUAUCCGAAGAAGAAAAAAAACAAACCAGACAUAUUUUGCGAUUGUUUUUCUCUGCUCGCUGUCGAACAAGCUCUCUUUCCUUCAAGUAUUUCACCCUUUUUACUAGUCUAUUUGUGCUUUAAAACAAACAGUUCCGGUACGGUAUAAUUACCACUUACCGUCGAUGCAGCAGUGAGUGCGGCAAGCGAUGUGGAAAUAUGUUUCCCGUCGUAUACGUGAUGUGUACGACAAGACAUCCCAUGUACUAGAAGUACCUCGCACCUGGAACUGUGGUGCGAGCGAGCGGUUCUGCGGGGAAUCGCCACCGGACGAUGGAACCUGCGGCCGUGAGCAGCAAGAAGCGAACGGUAGACGCUACUGUUUGCUUCAUGUUGCCCGUCCGAAUCAGCUUGGUGAACGGACGAAGCAGCAGUAUGGUACCGGUUCAAACCAGUCAGAUCAAGAGGGCACUAAGCGGAAGGAAUACCACCAGACACCGAUUGAACACUCUUGGCUCGGUGCAAUAACAUGGACCAGUGCCAUUAUCUGUGGAUGGUAUACCACCCAGCUGCUCUGCCUUCAUCGUCGCACUCGGCGGUAUGAGCAUUCUGCUUUUGGCAAGGGCAUAACUUCUCAGUUGCUUUUUGCCGCUUCGGAACAUCGUAGACUUUCGGCACGCCAUUGUGAGGUGUUGGCACAGCACUUUGGCUUACGAUCCGCUGCUAGACUUGCGGCACCGUUUCCGAAACCUUCCAUCGCCGGUGAAUCUUGGUCGGUUGAGAAGGAGCAAAAAAGAAGCACCCUAGUCCAAUCGUACGCACCUUUCAUCCCUUAUGAUGGGCACGAUUUUGUGGAUUACACCGACAGGAAUCGUGCCGAGCUGCAACGUUUCGUUUAUCAAAUAAACAACGAAACAAAACCGACUGUGCAUGUUUCGAGGGAUGAUUUCGUUUCGCAGAACAGCAACAUACCCGCAGCGGAAGUAUCGCUGCAGAACGAAAGACAACCGGAAACUAUCGAUGGUGCGUUUAAGAACUUACUCUCCGUCCUGGGUGAGAUCGAGUAUCAGCUAGGCUGUCGCAAUUUGGAGCUGGGUGAAUUUGAAUCAGCCGUCUCCCAUUUGAAGCUGGGCACUAGCCAUCAGCAUGCAGGGGCUGCGUUUAACCUCGGCAUUUGCUAUGAGCAAGGUCACGGUAUGCCGAAGGAUAUGCGUAUGGCCUUUGAAUGUUAUCAACAAGCGGCCGAACAGGGUCACCCGCAAGCAAUGUACAAUGUUGGAGUUUUUCAUGCCCGCGGGUACGCUGGGUUGCGCCCGAGUCGUUCGAUGGCGAAGAAGUAUUUCCUUGCAGCGGCUGAGCUUGGGCUGGAAGAAGCAAUCGCUACCCUCGGGCCGAAGUACCGACAUAGCCGAAAGGAAUCGCUGGUGGGUAAUGAGGUGCCUAACGGUGAACAGGUGCAGCCAUCGUUCCAGUUUAAACUCGAGAACGUUGAUCAGUUCCUGCCGGAGAAAUACACCACCGUGCAACCAAAUGUACAGCUACAUCUUGUAGAAUAUAGAGUGUAGAACCAUUGUCCAUUGUGGACACUAAUAAUGUUUGCUCAUUCAGUAGCAGCUGCACCUAUGUUAACGUUUCUCAGUUAGUUUAGAUGUGUUCGAGAUUGAUCAGUUCGUUCAUUAACUAAUUCGUUUUGAUACCAUAGGGAAGUACAGCAACAUUUCGAAGCAAACAAGCAACAUAGUCCAAAGCUCCUUGUUGUAUGCCGUCGAAAUUUGUCGCAAUUCUCGUGCGUUCGAUUCGAAACAAAUGAUGGUGCACGGUACUAUUAUGUUUGUGGUGUUUUGGGUUUUUUUCUCCUACUCUGGGUUUAAAUAUUGGAUCAGAGAUCACAACAAAAAAAAAGAACAUAAAAAAGCAAAACAAGAUACCUUAAAGCGAUGUUAAACACGAUCGCAUGUUUGCCAUUGACUUAAUCGUUUGUGUGAUUUUUUUGUAAAAUUGCAAGAGAAAUUGGAACUCUUAAAAGAAGUCCAACUAAAUAAAGAAAUAAUGUCGAACAAAUGCAA